Molecule: messenger RNA, 237 nt
Organism: Lindgomyces ingoldianus
Lineage: Eukaryota; Fungi; Ascomycota; Dothideomycetes; Pleosporales; Lindgomycetaceae
Exons: 4
Coding region: 1-237 (78 amino acids)
Source: RefSeq, a predicted model, not a curated record
AUGGGGCUUGCGCCACUAAGGCUACUAGCAGGGGCUUGCCCCUGUCAAGGCUCUCUCCCCAUCCCGUCUGAGCUUGCUGAGAUAAUGCGAUCCAUCGUGUAUGAUCUCAUUGGGCGAUGCAGUCCUCGUACGGUUUCCCACCCAAGUCGCGGUCUCCCCCAGUCGGCUCUGCCCGUGGUGGGGCACAUUACCCGGUUUUUGAUUGGUCCACCGUCAUUGUAUCAGCUCCGACCCUAA